Messenger RNA from Menidia menidia (Atlantic silverside), 2643 nucleotides. NCBI's taxonomy places the organism in Eukaryota, Metazoa, Chordata, Actinopteri, Atheriniformes, Atherinopsidae. The record is from the annotation of a GenBank genome assembly.
AUGUGUGGGCGCGAUGCAAAGGAGAGAUCGGCCAAGAGGUUCUCGGUGGACGGCGUCUUCAAUUACACCUCUCUGCUGCUGAGCCAGGAGGACGACCUGCUGUACGUCGGGGCGCGGGAGGCGCUGUUCGCCCUCAGCCUGUCCGACAUCGGCAAGGCCAAGCUGCAGAAGACCCUGACGUGGGGCACUCCGGGUGGAAAAAGAGAGGAGUGCAGCUUUAAAGGAAAGAACCUGGAGACUGAUUGCUUCAAUUAUAUCAAGAUUCUCCUGCGGCUGAACAGCACUCAUCUCUAUGUGUGUGGCACCUAUGCCUUCAGUCCCGUCUGCGCCUACAUAAACACGUCAACGUUCACGCUGGAGAGAGACGAGGUGGGCGAGGUGGUGAUGGAAGAUGGGCGAAGCCGCUGCCCUUUUAAUCCAGAGUACAAAUCCACCGCCAUCAUUGUUGAUGGUGAGCUGUAUACUGGUACUGUCAGUAACUUCCAAGGUAAUGAGCCGGUCAUUUCCAAAAGCUUGGGACAAGGAACCGCACUGAAGACAGAAAACUCCCUAAAAUGGCUGCAAGAUCCAGUCUUUGUCGGGUCGGCUUACAUCGAGGAGAGUCAGCCAGUGGGCAACCCUGUGGGGGACGACGACAAGAUUUACUUCUUCUUUAGCGAGGCGGGAAAAGAAUUUGACUUCUUCGACAACACCAUCGUGUCCAGGAUUGCUCGCGUGUGUAAGGGCGACAAGGGAGGCGAACGAGUGCUGCAGAAGAAAUGGACCACUUUCCUGAAGGCUCAGCUCCUGUGCUCCCUCCCUGACGACGGCUUCCCCUUCAACAUCAUCCAGGACAUGUUUGUCCUGAAGCCCAUGGGAGACAGCUGGGAGAGCACGGUGUUCUACGGCGUCUUCACCUCUCAGUGGUAUAAGGGGGCAUCGGGAAGCUCGGCUGUGUGUGCCUUCAGCAUGGCUCAGGUGGAGCGGGCCUUCAGCGGCCGAUACCGGGAGGUCAACCGGGAGACCCAGCAGUGGUACACCUACAACCACCAAGUGCCAGAGCCACGGCCCGGGGCGUGUGUGACCAACCAUGCCAGGCAAAUGGGCAUCCAGUCAUCGUUGCACAUGCCUGAUAAAGUGCUCAACUUUGUCAAGGACCAUUUCCUGAUGGACAGCGUGAUCCGCAGCGCUCCGCUGCUGCUGAAACGCAGCGUGCACUACACACAGAUCGCCGUCCACAAGAUCCAGGGCAUGGAGCGGGCCUACGACGUGCUGUUCAUUGGGACAGAUGAUGGAAAGCUCCACAAAGCCAUCAAUGCCAAUGAUAAGAUGCACAUCAUAGAGGAGAUGGUUCUCUUCGCUGAGCCUCAGCCCGUGCAACACAUCGAACUCGAUCCUCAGCGGGGUCUGUUGUUUGUGUCGUCCUACUCGGGCUUGGUGGAAGUACCAGUGGCCAACUGCUCCAACUACCUGAGCUGUGGCGAGUGCGUGCUGUCCAGAGACCCCUACUGUGCCUGGACCGGGCGGCUGUGCCGGGAUGUCAGGAUGGCUCCACCGGACAGCCACUGGCAGCAGGACGUGGAGGAGGCUGACACAUCAGCCAUUUGUAACAGGACUUUUUCCAGCCCCAGAUCUGCCAGACCAGCAGCUUCUCGUGGCUCCCAUUGCAAAGUCAUCACGAUUCCAGCUAACACAUUUCGAGUCCUACCCUGUAAGCUGCGCUCCAACUUGGCACACAGAAAGUGGCAUUACAGUGACAGUGCCAGCCAGUUCCUGUACGCCACCCCUGAGGGAAACCUUGUUGUGGUGGCCCAAUCCCACAAGAUGGAGACUUACGAGUGCUGGUCAGAAGAGGAAGGAUUCCGCCAGUUGUUGGCCAACUAUUGUAUUAGGGCUGAGCCUCGGCAAGAAAGCACCACUCUGAUCGGUCAUUCUCGCACCCCUCCCGUCGCGCAGGAGGAGACCAUCAUCAUGCCGGGCGUGUCUCGCUCUGAGCAGGUCCACAUGAAGACCUACUGGAACGAGCUGAUCGUGGUGUGCGCCCUGCUGGCCUUCUCCCUCGUGGUUUUCUCCUUGUUCGUCAUCUACAGGAACCGGGAUCACAUGAAGUCGAUGCUCAAGCAGGGCGAGUGCCCCAACAUGCAGCAGAAGAAGCCGAGGAUUGUGGGAAAGCCAACCGAGAGCUUACCCCUCAAUGGUAACACAAUCCCCGUUUCUACGUCGGACCACAAAGGCUACCAGACACUGAAUGACAACUACAUCUGCAGCACCCCCACGCACGAGUCCUCGCCGGACAACAGCAAGAGCUUCUCCGAGUCUUCCGACAGACGGCCGCUUAACGUGAAGGAAAGCCACGUGGAAUACUCCCCGACCUGCCCUCGGCCCCGAGUGAGGCUAGGCUCCGAGAUCAAAGACUCCAUCGUGUGAGACCACGGCGCUCGCUAAACGACAACACCCAGCAUUUCCACGAGGACACAGGCCGCCGAGCAGAGGAGAGGAGCACCCGACGUCCUCCUACAUCACAGCAUACCUUUUGUUUCAGUCAUCUUAGUUCUGUGAUCAGUGCAGAGGCCAUUUCAUUUCACCAUGUCCACUCCAAAGCCAGAGGUUGCUCCGGCUUGCUGCUAAAGGCAAGACGAGGAGGAGGAGGAGGAGGCAGCAUGA